AUGUCCCCAUACAGGUUAGUUUUUGGUAAGCCUUGCCACCUCCCGGUGGAAUAUGAACACAAAGCAUUUUGGGCGCUCAAGCGGUGUAAUAUGGACCUUAUGGAGGCCGGAGGAAAUAGAAAACUCCAAUUACAAGAGUUGGAGGAGCUAAGGAAUGAAGCCUAUGAGAAUGCAGCAAUUUAUAAGGAGAAAAAUAAAGUCUUUCAUGAUCAACAAGUCUCGAGGAAGUCGUUUGUCGUUGGGCAAAAAGUCCUACUUUAUCACUCGAGGCUUAAGCUUUUUCCUGUGGAAAUCCAAAGUCUCAAGACGGAGAAAAAGUUCGUAGUCAACGGUCAUCGUUUAAAGCCUUAUUAUGAAGGGUUUAAUAGCGAGCACGUGGAGGUUCUAUUCCUUGAUGAUCCAAGUGGUGAAGUCUAG
Coffea eugenioides is the source of this 417-nucleotide messenger RNA. RefSeq lists its product as uncharacterized. Lineage: Eukaryota; Viridiplantae; Streptophyta; Magnoliopsida; Gentianales; Rubiaceae. The transcript is spliced from 2 exons. The record is from RefSeq and is a predicted model, not a curated record. The coding region runs from base 1 to 417 and encodes 138 amino acids.